This is a messenger RNA of Trametes versicolor FP-101664 SS1, 972 nucleotides long. RefSeq lists its product as uncharacterized. Bases 1 to 972 code for a protein of 323 amino acids. The transcript is spliced from 6 exons. Lineage: Eukaryota; Fungi; Basidiomycota; Agaricomycetes; Polyporales; Polyporaceae. The record is from RefSeq and is a predicted model, not a curated record.
AUGGCAGGCGCCACUAACGAACCGACUCAAGAACACAUCCAGAAGUUAAACGAGGAGGUUCACAGGAUCUGUGAUGAGGGAAAUUGGGAGCUAUUAUCCUACUUCGCGAGCUUGGACAGCGGUGAAGACGAGAGAUCCUGGCGUAAGACUGUGCUGGCUAUUGUCAAGAAGAAUGGAUCCGACAUACGUAGGCGCGCUCUAGUUGAGAUUCGACGUGAAACAAGGACAAUCAGGGAGGAAGGGGAAUUGGCGACAUUAGGCCAUGACGUCCGGCGUGCUAGGAAGUCGAAUCGCUACCUCUCCGAAGAGUUCCAGGAGGCACGCGAGUACUAUGAGCAUAGGGGAACGCAGCUGCCACCCGACAUUCACUCCGCCUGCGCGGAACGUAUCGCCUUCAUCGAAAGUCUUAUGUCCACGGUCAAGCAACAAGCGCGGCGCCUGCGAAAGAGCUUUCAGCAAAGUGUGGACGAGAUUUUGGACAUAGCAUUGGACGAGGACCGAUUGGAGGAAGUCUUGGCGCCCCUCAAGACUCAAGAGCGCAACCGCCUCCACAAGCUCGCAAUCACCCCUCUGAUAGAGCGUCUGCGAAGUGUUCGCUUGAAGCGGACUCGCAUGCAGCGUAAGGCUUCCAGGGUGACGGCAUCCCUGAAUGGGGCGACGUCAGCAGAGCGCACUUGUGCUUUGGUGGAGCUGCGAGCAUUGUACAAGAGCGCCCUAGUCGAGGGCUGGGAGCAGGAUGAUGCCCUCGGAGAUAUAGAGCUUUUACUCAUCAAGAGCGAGGGGGGUCCGGUCUUGAUGCGCAAGUCGAACGGCGACACUGUGAACGCGGUGCAGUUUUUGGAGGGUCUGGAUGCUGCUGCCGGUAUCCAAUCUCGCUUGGAAGAUUUGGAGGAGGAACAAAUCAUGGUCAAAGCAUGCGUUCGGGCUUUAAUGAUGCUGAUGCACAAGGCAGAGGGCGAAUCAGAGCUGUAG